UGGACCGUAACGUCUUCUAUUUCUAGAAGUAACCGUAGUCAAAAACCUCAAAUUCAUAAUGGAAGAACAGGAUAUGCCAACAUUCAAGUGUGUGCUGGUUGGAGAUGGUGGUACCGGCAAAACUACAUUUGUCAAACGACAUCUUACCGGAGAAUUUGAAAAGAAGUAUGUUGCCACCCUUUGAGUUGAAGUUCACCCCCUUGUAUUUCACACAAACAGAGGUGUGAUUAGGUUCAAUGUGUGGGACACAGCUGGCCAGGAAAAGUUCGGUGGACUUCGUGAUGGAUAUUACAUUCAGGGACAAUGCGCCAUCAUUAUGUUUGACGUAACGUCAAGAGUCACCUACAAGAACGUUCCCAACUGGCACAGAGAUUUAGUAAGGGUUUGCGAAAACAUUCCCAUUGUACUAUGCGGCAACAAAGUAGACAUCAAGGACAGGAAAGUCAAGGCCAAGAGCAUAGUCUUCCAUAGGAAGAAGAACCUUCAGUACUACGACAUCAGUGCGAAAAGCAACUACAACUUCGAGAAGCCGUUCCUGUGGUUGGCGAAGAAGCUGAUCGGUGAUCCCAACCUGGAGUUCGUCGCCAUGCCCGCCCUCCUCCCUCCCGAGGUCACAAUGGACCCCCAAUGGCAGUCGCAGAUCGAAAAGGAUCUCAAGGAAGCUCAGGCAACCGCCCUUCCCGAGGAUGAUGAAGAUCUGUAGAAUGUUUAACAUCAUUUUGGACACUAAUGUGAAACUUGAGUUACGUGAUUUAAAUGAAAAUCAACCGUG
This is a messenger RNA of Nilaparvata lugens (brown planthopper), 772 nucleotides long. Its product is annotated as GTP-binding nuclear protein Ran-like. Gene Ontology annotation, molecular function: GTP binding; GTPase activity. The record is from RefSeq and is a predicted model, not a curated record. NCBI's taxonomy places the organism in Eukaryota, Metazoa, Arthropoda, Insecta, Hemiptera, Delphacidae. Gene Ontology annotation, biological process: protein import into nucleus; ribosomal subunit export from nucleus. The transcript has a single exon. Gene Ontology annotation, cellular component: nucleus; cytoplasm.